Cladocopium goreaui is the source of this 4632-nucleotide messenger RNA. Lineage: Eukaryota; Dinophyceae; Suessiales; Symbiodiniaceae. The record is from the annotation of a GenBank genome assembly.
AUGGAAUUCACCGAUGGGUUCGGCUUGUGCUCCCCUGGGCGCUGGCCACCUUCAAAAAGAAGAUGUGCAGCAGACACAUCAUCGCUUGGAUUUGCAAAGAGCUUGGGCAAGGAGUUGCGCAAACUCUUGGCGCAAAAGUUGGAUGCACGUGCGCUUGCUUUCAAACUUGCUACAGGUACUUUGCAUAAUUGUCCAUUUUCAGAUGAGCUGAUUCAGGAUGGUCGCGAACUUCUUUUCACCGCUUUGGAAAUGGCUGGAUGCAAGCUACCAGUCAGAGAGACGCCAGAGGACCAGCCGUUCUUUCUUGCUGCGAUUGAAGAAUUGCUGCGGAUUUCUGGGGACCCGGACUGCAGAGCAUUUUACUCUAGCAAAUAUUCCUUUGCCAAGGGUGUCAAAGUUGGCUAUAAAUCAAAACUGCCGCGUGUACCUGCUGUUUUCAACCGUAAGAACAGAUGGCGAAAGUAUGCGCUGGGUGAUUUUGAGCUUGGGGUCUGCCGCGAGAAUUAUUUGUCUGCGCGACAACACGCCGAGCAUGUGCAUCAGCAAUUCUUGGAAGAAGAGAAAUUGGGAGCCAUGAUUGAGGUACCGCUCGAGGAGGCGCAGAGAGAAUAUGGACAGCAGCUUGCCGUGGCUUCACUUGGGGCAAUUGAGAAAAAGGGAGGUGCUUAUAGAGUGGUGCAUGACGGCACACAUGGGAUAGGCGUGAAUCCUGCAAUCCCAGUGCGAGACCAAAUUCAGUCACCAACAGCGGGUGACGUGGCGGCAGUCAUGCAGGAAUUGCCCGGAGUCUUCUUUGGGCUCACUGGUGAUGUAGCACGUGCACAUAGACUGGUCAAGAUCGCGCGUGAGGAUUGGGGACUUUUGGCGUGCCGAACGGGCAUCGGCAACAGCGACGCCUUGUGGUUGAACAAGGUCGGUGCGUUCGGCAUUGCUUCUGCUGCAUACCACUGGAGCCGCUUGCUUGGUGGAGUAGGAAGGGCAGUGUAUUAUUUGCUUGGGCAAGCAGAGAUUUUUCUGUUAGCGUACGUAGAUGAUUUGCUGUGGCUCACCAGAGACUGCAAAGGCCUAGAAUUGAUCGUGCUGUCCAUCUAUUUCUUGCAAAUCCUGGGAUUGCCUUUUGCGUGGCAUAAAUUUCAUGGAGGAUUGCAAUUUGAAUGGGUUGGAUUUCAAAUCUGUCUAGACGGAUGCAAGCUAGGGAUCAGCGAGCGAAGAUCACAAUGGCUGGUGGGUUGGCUUCGGCAAGCGUGCAAUGAAGGUCAGGUGCAAGUUGCAGAUAUGUCGGCGGUGUUGGGUCGCUUGUCAUUUGCGUUAACAGCAUUGGGACAUUUAAGACCUUUCUUGGGACCCAUAUAUGCGUGGGUUGCAGCUGUGACAGGGAAGAUGCGUGUUGCCAGGUUGCCCAAAGCAUUCAAGCUGAUUUUUAGCUUCUUGUGCACAGCAUUGGACGGAGAUGGACGGCUUCAGGCGCUUGGGAGGAAAGUGAGUGAAGAGCGGGAGCUCUACCGCACAGAUGCCCGUGCUGAAGGGGAUGAGGUGUGGAUCGGCGGCUGGGCAUUGGAUCACAAUGACACCCGCCGUUGCCGCUGGUUCUCUGAAAGGCUAGACCAUACUUCUGCGCCGUGGUUGUUUUGCAGUGGCGAGUCUUAUCGGCAGAUUGCUUCACUCGAGCUGCUUGCGACACUUGCCGCUGUGGUAGUCUUUGGUUUACCUGUGCAAGCGGCUGGGCGUGUGAGAUGUUCGGCCUCAACUGACAACAAAGGUAAUGCACAGGUAGUAAAAAGAUGGAUGACCACCAAGUUCCCUUUGUGUGCCUUCUUGAUGGAGCUUGCCAUCCAAUUGCAGCGCUCUGGAGCUGAGCUGUGGCUCCACUGGAUACCGAGGCUGCAGAAUGAAGAAGCGGACGCGCUUAGCAAUGGAGUGCACGCAGGUUUUGACCCUGCGUUGCGGCGCCGUUUUGAUCUGCAGACCUUCCAGGGGGUUGUCCUUCACCAGAUGCUGGCGGAAGGAGCCAACCCGUAUGAUGAGAUCAAGGAAGCCAAGAAAGGAAAAUUUAUAAAGAAGCUGCCCAAGAGUCAGCACCCGGCAUUGCAGUUCAAUGUGGUACCUGAUGUUUUGAGAAGGAAUUUAUUCAGACUGUGCACCCUGGGAAUCCAUGAGAUAGCGCAACAAAGAAUUGCAAUUUUGAAAGAGGUGAUGAAACUCAAAUUGGCACUAGCUUCAGAAGAGCGGCAGUUGCGAGAUGGCAUGGAGGCCCAUGUUAACACGGUCACAAAAGACAAGGCGCUGGUGCUUUGGAGGCGGCUUUUGACGGAGGCUGAGUCUCCCCUAUACUACAAGAAAUAUGCGCCUGCAGUCAUGACAGUAGAACAGUUGGAUCACCAGGCAGUUUGGAAGCGCAGGGCCAUGAUGGGUAAGGCCAUUACAGCAGAAGAAAGUGAGCAAGAACUUGAUCUGGUGAGAGAGAGCCAGGAAGAGGUGGAGGGCAAGAAGGCUGUAGAUUUUUGCAGCCUUCCUGUUGCUCUGGGGGCACAAUUCAAUUUGGAAAACAUCAGAACUGGCGAUCUGGUGGUGCAGAACAAACCGGGUCGGCUUGAGAGGAUUGUUGAAAUGAUAACACUGGUGAAGGAAGGCGACGGGAAAUCGAAAUCCCUUAUUGCUUCAUUGGCUGGACUGAUGAACUUUGCAGGAGGAUUUGUAUUAGGCCACCACUUCAAGUUGGGAUCUCAUGCCUUGAACGCUUGGGCGUACAACCACAAUGUUUCCACUUCUGAUGUUCGAACGGUUUGCGACUAUUUGCUAGCUGUUGCCAAGUCAGUGCAGCCCCGGCGCAUACGCCUUCAUGACUCUGACCUUCCGUGGAUUAUUUAUACCGACGGAGCUUAUGAGGACGGAAGAGGCACUUGGGGAGCGUUGGUCUAUGACCCACUGACUGGUAAGAGAUUGGUCUUUGCAGGAGAAGUUCCGGCUGUGUUGACUUCAUACUGGGCAGCAACAGUUGGAGAACAAUUGAUUUGUGAAAUUGAAUUGUUUGCUUGUAUAUGCGUCAGGUGGCACUUGCGGAAAGAACUGAACAAUCGUUAUGGGAUCGCUUUCAUUGACAAUGAGUCCAGCCGGAUGACUCUGAUCAAAAGGAACUCGCCUUCCCAUGCAAUGUUCUUGAUGGUAUCCUUGCUGAGCUUGUUGGAUGUAGUGUUACCCUUUAGCGUUUGGUGUGACCGGGUGCUGAGCGCAUCCAACCCUGCUGACCUACCGUCCCGAGGGAAGUCGGCUGAGCUUGGCAAGUUACUUCACGCCACCGACUGUGGUAACAUUCAGCUGCCUGCCUAUGUUCUGAACUUUCUCCGAAGGGACCAGUUUGAUGUUGAAUUGGCAGAGCUCGUGAAAUUCGAAGCUUUGUGUUGGCGCGUGUUGGAGUUAGCUGGCUCGGGCGUCCGAUCUGCCAACGAUGUGUUGUCACCUCCGCUAAAGCAAGGUCGUGUCUGGGUGAAAUUUGGAGAGCCAGAGCCAAAAAUCAUCAAGUUCAGCCAAGAGGAGUUAGCUGUGGCACGUUUUUUCAAAGGCCUGCUCCCAUGUUCAGAUCCCAUCCCGCUGGUGGAGAAACCGGGCCCAGUAUCAGUAGCAGCUGCAGAUGCUUUUGCUGAGGAUGGUCGGUUCGGCAUUGGAGGCAAGGAUUUGCAGGCUUAUAUCGCGGUGUUAGAGGCUUUGGCACAGCUAGUCUUGUUGGAUUGCCAGCGACGAGUGAUUCAGAUGCACAGCAUUUUUGCUUGGAUUAGCUUGCGUCAGUUUUGCGACAACGCCGGGGUGGUUUGCGUGUCGCAGAAGGGCCUAUCUUUGCGCCAGUGCCAGGCCCAGGGUGCCCUGUGGCCUGGAAUUGUUUUCCCUACAGCAGCAGAGGCAGCAUACCAUGCCUUGCUAGGCAACAAAAUGGCUGAUUGCGUUUUGCAGAUAGCCAAGACUACUAGCUGCUCCUCCUCACAAGGGGCAGAAACAACUGAGCAGCUUGAUGACCAGGCUGAGCAGCUUGAUGACCAGGUUGAGCAACUUGAUGACCAGGUGUUUCCGUGCAAAAGGCCCAGAAUAACUUUCAAGUACGGUGUUUGGCACAGCCCUGAAGAAUUUUUGAAGAAGGCAAUGGAUUUUUGCCACCCUAUGGACAAUGAGUCAGCGCUGCACCCUGUCACAAAGCAAGCAGUCCAAAAGGUGGUCAAUACGUGCCCAACAAAGCUGGCCAAAGAGAGGCUAGCAGCGGUCUUCAAGACGCGGAAAAUGUCAACUGAGCUGGGCGCUGCUGAAAACGAGCUGAAGGCUUCCAUGCAUCCCGACGUGCGUAGAUGCGUUCAGACCAAAAACAUUGUGUUGUUUGAGCGCCUCCUUUUGCACUUUGACUUUUGGGACAUGGAUGUUGUCAACCUCUUGAAGCACGGAAUUCAUCUAGUGGGGUUGCAACCUUCGCCCAAUGGAUGCCAAAAGCAGUUAGUGCCAGCAAGCAUGACUGAGGACGAACUUUUCUUCCAAACGGCCAUGUGGCGGCAACAGGGCAUCAGGUACUGUGCCUUCACAGAUCCCGGGCAGGUCAAAAAGACCCGCAACACCAAAGUUGGUGCCAUGGACAUUGAGGAGGCCCCAGGCUAA